Molecule: messenger RNA, 4735 nt
Organism: Bacillus rossius redtenbacheri
Lineage: Eukaryota; Metazoa; Arthropoda; Insecta; Phasmatodea; Bacillidae
Product: mucin-4
Exons: 3
Coding region: 1-3612 (1203 amino acids)
Source: RefSeq, a predicted model, not a curated record
AUGGGAAGCGCGCAGGUGUCGCCGGCGGAGAGUGUGGUGACGGCUUCCCGACGGUCGACGACGGUCGGCGCUGCUCUGGGCCGGGGCGCUGCGCCGGCGGCGUCUCGCGGCGGGAAAGUGGGGCAGGCGGGCCCGCGCGGGGAGGAAGAGGGGGUUGCCAGCGACUCAAACCCGGCAGUCGACGGCCGGCACCCGACAGUCGAGCACCCGCCCUGCGCGUCUCUCUCCCCGGCGGCCCAGCGUCCUCAGCAGCCGAGCGCCCUACCUCCGGCGGCCGCAGGGGCACCUGGCAGCGCCCGCCUCGCCAUGCGUGUCACUGCACUAUGUGUAGUAGGAGUCCUGCUGGUCAUACGGGCGAGUGCUUCUGCUCAGCAUGCGGACAUCUCUGACGUCCCCACGACGGCAGCGGAGGGACUAGGAGAUCCUUCCGUUCGUUACGACAACGAAGGCUACUACAUUUCACCGAUGACGCAAAUCGAACAGGAUUCUGCUUUCACGACGCCGAUCACCAGCAUCGCAGAUGAGUCCGAGCUGAAGACCAACUUCACGGUGAACGAGGUCGAUGUGAACGGCACUGUGAAGGAGGUACAAGACAUUCUGGCGGCCAAUCCCGCCCUGCCCAGACUAUCCACGCAGGAGAUACUCGAUAUACUGUACAAUAUCACGGGAAACUCCAGUGACACGACCUCAACUGAGGUGCGAAAGUCGAGGGAGAACUACAGGCGAGCGUUGAUGGUCGUCCUGCCUUUCAAAGCAAAUAACUUGAGUGACACCAGCAUGCAGGAACUAUACACCAAGCGGCCCAUCACUAGGAUCAUCGCAAACGAGACUGAAGGGUUUCUUGCUUCUGCAAACUCUGCACUUGGUUACGAUUCAAAGUUGGGCAAGAAGCCCACACACCUUCAUCAGGAAGAACAAAAACUAAAGAGAACCCAAUCAGAAUUAGAGCAAUACACAUCGGAAUCCAAGCCGAUGAAGUUAUAUUCGAGCAAAUAUGGGCCACCAGAAGAAAAGGAACCACUGCACGGCUUUGGCACAGAAGUGCAGGCUCCUAACCACCGAUAUCCUGUAGAUGAAAAAAUACAACAGUCAAUCACACUCAAGUCCGUUCAGCAGACUACAUCCAGCAAUGGCUUGCACAUUUCUUAUAACCAGGAAACUGAAAGACCAACCACCCAGAAAUAUACAGAUCUUAUCCAACCUAUAUCGACACAAAAACCUAAUACCUUACCAUCUACUGAAUCAAACAAAAUUAUACCUGAUACAAUCAAGAAUCUACACCAUCAACAACAAAGCCACUAUCAUGCUGUGGUCAGCACACCAGAAAAUAUUGGUCAGCAAAGUAGUAGUCAUCUUCAGAAUCAAAACUAUGCACCCAGUGCAAAACCUGGACAACAAUAUCAUAACUUUCAAAAUCAACAUGUGUUGUCGACUGCAACAAAGCGACCACAGCUACAUCAACCAAGUAAACGAAGACGUCGUCCCCAAAUUUCUAAUCAUUCAGCUCCUUCAAGGAAUGGAAUAAACAACCUACCAACACGGAUGCCACCCUUUGGUUUGACAUAUACAACACCAACUACUUCGGUACAUCAUAUUAUGAGCUCUAGUAUUACAUCACCAGUUUUAUCAACAGGAUCAAAUUAUUUUUCAACACAAAUGUCUAUAGCCCCUUCUCCGUAUGUAACUACUAAUCCAGUACGCCAACCCAUAGUAUAUGCCACAAAGUAUCCAGCAAUACCUCCUGAUACUCAAGCAACACAAAUAAAAAGCACUAGGAUACUACCGAACUCAACAGCAGCUAAUGCAGUUAAUUCUCAAAAUACUCACAAGCAUCAAAACAUUGAAACUAGCACAGUAAGACUAGCUCAAGCUCCAAUAAAAACUUACAAUAACGAGCAAGCUGGGCAAAGUAAUGCUCAUUUGAUAAACAAUUUUCAACCACUUGCACAAAAUAAUAGAGUAAAUUCUGAAACUUCGUCCUACACAACAAACACUCAAGAACAUUUUGAUGUUGCUCUACCAAAUGAAAUGAGAGAUGUUUUGGCCUCGAUGAAUGUUAAAAUAACAGAACAGGAGAAUCAUAAACCACAAUCUAACAUUCUUUUCAUUACACCUUCACCAUCGCUCAACGCGGGACUCCAAGACACGUUUAUUAACAGGAACCCCCAAAAUGAUGUGACAACAGAAAAAAAUAUGCACGAGAAAGUAAGAGAGGUCCUUGCUGCUAUAGGACUAUUUCCCGCUAACGAUACGCCAACCUCUACAACAUAUCCGACAAUAGCAGUGACAACAGCGAAAUCCCUAACGACUCCAAAUGCAUCAAUGGCUGCAGAAUCUCUUUCACAAGAAAUGAAAGAUAUUCUGAUGUCAAUCGGGCUUCUCCCGUCACCGAAUGGAGAGAAAUAUAGCCAGGAGACUCAGGCGGUUACAACAGAACAAUCUCUGCCCAAGUUAAAUGUUGAACCCACUGUAAACCCUAGCUCUUAUCUUAGCUUUAAACCCCUUCCCAUUCCUAGACACUCGGGAGAAAGCAUACAAGACGAUAUCAUGAGCAGUGACAUGAAGCAGUUUCUUGCAUCUUUUGGACUGGUGCCAAUGUCUGAAACAGGCAGGGAAGCACCAACGAACAUUGGGGUUCCCAGAGCUCGAUCUCAAAAAUCUCUAAACUCUAAUGUAGAAGGAUCGUCAAUAAACGCAGAAAAACAAAACAAAACUGUAAACGAAUCUUCCCUAACCACUGGAUUGCCUACAAUCAACACAGAAAUAAUGUCUGAUGAAAUGAUGGAUGUCUUAGAAAACUUAGGUCUGGUGCCAUCACAAAACAAAAAGCUCGACGAGAAGAAGAAAACAAACAAGAAAUUAAACAAGAAUAUUUACAAACCAUCUACUCAUUAUGCAAUGCUAAAUCACACAAAAGAAGAAACGCAGAGACUUAACAAACUCUUGGAAAUAAUCAAACAUUUGACGAAAGAAAAUGGUACCCUAAGUCCGGAAGAGAUUCGAGAGCUGAACACCACAUUUUCAAUACCGCUCAUGACUGUCCCUGGUCCACUUAGCACACGAAGGGAUAUGUUACAAUUGGGCAUUGAUGAUGAGAAAAAAUUUACUCUAGAUCAAAUAAAAGAUGCUCCCGAUCCGUUACUUUUGGAAGAGUGGUUUCCAAUCAAUGGUGAGCAAAAAAAUGACGUAAAACGUCAACAAGAAAACAUGACCGGCCCAGAUUCUGCCUCGAAUACAAAUGAAACGUCUCCAUCAUCUUCUUCGUCAUCCGCAUCAUCUUCAUCAUCUUCUUCGUCAUCCGCAUCAUCUUCAUCUUCAUUGCCUUCGUCAUCCGCAUCAUCUUCAUCUUCGUCAUCGUCUUCAUCAUCAUCCGCAGACUCCGCGGGUCCUUCUCUCGCCGACCUUGCAGAGUCUUUUGGUGGGGGCGAGACAGCCCUGGCCAACGCUGACGUCAGUAAAGACCUUCCAACACCUAAACCAAAUGGACUGUACUUUCUGCUCGACUGGCACUCGUUUCUUGAAGUUGGCGAAGAGGAAAAAGAUAAAGUUAACCUUAGGUUUGAACCUAAAAUAGGAAACAGCAGAAAUUUCUUACCAGUGAAUGUACCAUGAAAACCAUUAAACAGUUCACUGCACAAAAUAAGCUUUAACUUUAAGUCAGUCAUGAUUAAUUACUUAUUCGUUAGAUUAAGUUAUGUAUUGGUAAAUGUUUUUGUGCCAACAUAUUUUUUAAUGCCUGAAACAUGUUCAUAAUUUACACACAUUUUUUCAACUGCCUAUAUCUGUUAGCACAAAAAGCAGGCAAUAAUGGAAGAAAAAUUACAGUUUAGUUAUAAAUGACAAUCACGGAAAUUUAAGCAAUAAAUAACUUUCUCUAAGCGUAUGUAGCGUAGCCAGGUUGAAAAAUAUAUGUUAAAUGUUUAUGGACCAAGGACACGAAUAUCAUAUUAUAUCAUAUUUAUGAAAUAUAUUUAUUUCAAUAAGUAAAAAGCUCAUAAAACAUUGUAUUUAUUCAGUUAUUGCGUCAUAUUUUCUUGCUGUUCAAGACAUGUUUGUUUCAAUCAUACCAAGAGUAUAACCUUUGAGUUUAAUUUGUGAUAGCAAAAAAAAAAAAAAGAUAGCAGAUUUCUCAAGCCGCCUGGAAAAAUGGAGGAAAAAAAUAUGUUGGAUCAGAUCUCAUAGCUGUAAUGACACGUCACCUUAUAAAUGUGAUUAUAGGUAAACAUACCAUUUUGGCCAUAAAAUGUUGUUAGUAUUAGGCUAUUUAAUUAUCUAAGGAGUUUUUUUCCAAAUCCCUUGAACAAAGUAUACUUGAAUACGAAUUUUGAGAAAUUACUUUUCUAGAUUUUCCUCAUUUGUAUGCGUGCGUCUCAAAAUCCUUACAAAUGUAUUUUUUUUUUCCACAAAAUGUUAUCAAAAUUAUUGCAAACUAAGGAGGUUUUCUCAAAUAUUUAACACUAAAAUUCAUAUACUUGUAAACAAAUGUUGUUACAAGUAGAAAAUGUUUGAGACUAUAUAUUUUUGGUCAUGUACCAAACUGGUUUGAAGGAACACACAUUGGCACAUUUUCCUCUGGUUUUGUGUAUCAGAGUUUACAUUUGUGUCAGAAUUGUUACUGUCUUUAGAAUUUGAGAUUGUGUUGUACUUUCUUUGACUCGUAAGGUAGAAGUUUCUAAAAAAGACUUUCCAAACUAUUUAAAGCCACUGACGAGAAUAAAAAAUAUGUGUACUCUAA